Molecule: messenger RNA, 426 nt
Organism: Cinara cedri
Lineage: Eukaryota; Metazoa; Arthropoda; Insecta; Hemiptera; Aphididae
Source: the annotation of a GenBank genome assembly
AUGCGCCGGGCCGCGUCGGGCCGAGGAGGGUACCCGCCGUACCGGCGCGGCACCGCGACGGCGACAAUGCGUCGUGCGGUCCGCGCGCGCGGCACUCGUUCCGUCGCGGGUUCGGCGCGCCCGGGCGUUUACGAACGUUAUCGGUUUUGUGGUUUUCCGCCUUUCCCGCGCCGUCGCGCCGCCGCCCGCCGGCCGCCACUACCGGCCGAACCGGUCGGCGACGACGAUAAUAACGACAAUUACCCCCCACCCUCCCGCCGCACGCAGCCUCCAGCGCCCGUCGCCCCGGCCGCGGCGACCGUUGUCCGUUGUUGUAAUUACGCCGCCGCCGCCGCCGCCGCCGUUCCGUCGGACGAGAGCGCUGCCGUUCGCGGUAUCCGAUCGACGUUUCGUUCGUUGACGUACCGAACCGAACCGGCGUCAUAA